UGCAGUGGAGCUCUGUGAGACCCAGUAGACCCACACAGCGACCCACAGUCCAGAAAACCUCCACUACAAAGGUAUCACCGUCCAGAUGGGAGAGGCCCACAUCUGUCAGGCUUAAUUACAUCAUUACAGACGCCGAGGUGUUACGCUCGCUCCACGGGUUAAUCGACCUGACAGCGCUUUGCAAACAGGCGAUAAUCGCCGAGUCUUUACAGGUGAUGGCCGCGCAGAGAGUCUGACUGACGACAUGUAUAUUUAUAGGAGCUGAAACAUGACGACUCGAACACGUUGGUGGUAAAUAUGAAGAACGAUCCGUCACUGUGCUUGAUUAUUAAAGGGAUAUAAUCAUCAGUGCAAGGGUCAGAGCUCCAUCAUAUCAUAACACUUUACAGAUAUAUGGCGAUAUAACUCUUAUUUUUGCUGUAUUCGUGCGCGCUCACGCGCCUUCCUGUCAUUCAUUAUUUCCUCGGGAUCUUUUCUUCUUAAUCCCGAGGACCUCCCGCCUGCGCAUCAAUUACAUCUCCAUUGACUGGCCAUUAGGCAGAGGCAUUGACAUUCACGGGCCACCGUCUGCACCGAGGCCGAUGUGUAUUCCCCUCCGAACACAGGAGUCCGGCCUUACACCCGGAUUACAGUAUGUAUUGUGUUGCUCCGUGGCGGCGGGUCGCGAAUGGCUCUUUUGGAAGAAUAAAUGGAAAAAAAUAAAGCAUCUCUCAACAUUUUACCGAGGAGCCACGUUUACAUGCACGGAUUGCGCACGCGAGCGUUAAAAGUAAAAAAAAAAUGUCUGUUGGUGCCUUUACGUUUUGAUGGAGUUUACUCCACCUUGUGUUGCAGUUAAAUGUUUGAAUCAGCGUGGGAAGGUUUAUCUGUGGGGUGGGUUUUAUUUGUGUGUGUGGGGGGGGGGGGGCUCCUGAUAGGAUCUCUGAUAGGAUCUCUGAUGGUCUGAUCUCUUCUAUUGAUAUUCCAAUAUUUAGUCAAAUUCUUUCGUGAUUUUUUUUCAUGACUAUAUUUGACGACCAAAAAUUAAUUUCAUUUAUUUAUUUAACCAAAUAACUCAAAGCUAGGUUCAUAUCUCCAGAGACGUGAUAGUCGAAAGAAUUAACGAGUUGUAACACCCCUGGCCACACACACACACACACACACACACACACACACACACACACACACACACACACAGAGAGAGACAGAACUUUAUUAGAGUUCCAACUCUAAUAAACGUAUUUCGACAUAUUGACCACAUAUUGUGUUUUUUUGUGCAAAAUCGAAUUAAAUAUAUUGAUCAAGUGGUAUAAUAAUAAUUAUUUUUAUUGUAUCCCUAAACACUGCAUAUUUUAUCCCUAAACACUGCAUAUUUUGAAUUUGUCUUCACUUCAAAGGAAUCGACAUGAUUGCAUUUUUGGGGGCUUUUUCCCAUCUAUUUUUAGAACAGACGCAUUUAUUCAAACCUGUUUGAUACAUCACUUACGAGCAUAUUACCACUAUUAAGACCUCACGUCACCGCUCAACGUAUAUAUUAAAUAUGUAUAUAAAUCCACUCAGACACUGAAGGAUUACUGGACAUUCGUUCGUCCGGGUGGCCCCCGUUACAGCCGCCGGCCAAUAUACAGCACGCCAGGGGGCCACAUCGGCCUUUUUGCCGGGGCCCUUCCUGGUAUUCAAAUGUCAGGAGCGGGGCGGGACCCGCUGGCACCUUAUAAGAGGAGGACUUCCAGGUUCCUCUAGUCUACUGUAUUUGCGCGCUGCACCUCCGCCUGACACACGCUGCGUUCCGAGGGCCCCGGAGGACAUAGAGAAAAAAAAAAAAACGGGCCAGAAGAAGUCAACAUCUGCUGAGCCAUAACAAGAAUAAGGUUAUGAAACAAUGGACGACUGACAAAUAAGAAAUAUUGACUUUACUAUUCCCAGGAGCAGAACGUCACAUAUUUUCUCCCUCUUUCUUGGCAAAGGGGAGACAACUUUCUGCUUUUUCCUCUUUUUUUUUUUCAACAACUAACAACUUUGCGACGGAUUGUAUAUUUAUUUUUGAUCUUUUUUCAAACAAUCCGGUCAUAGAUCAGUCUUUCUCCUCCAAAGACUUGUGUUGGGGAUGUUGAGCUCCGUGAAGAUGGAAGCACAUGAUCUACCAGAGUGGAAUACUUUCUACAGCGAUGCCAGCGAGAUGUAUUCCUCUGCCAGCACCAUGAACUCAGGUCUAGGCUCCAUGGGCUCCAUGGGCAUCAACAGCUACAUCAACUUGAACCCGGCCACCGCCUCCCCUGCAGGCAUGAACAUGGCGUACCCAAGCUCCAGCCUCAGCAGCUCCCCCCUGGCCUCCAUGGGCUCCGGGCCCGGCCACAUGUCCCUCUCCCCGGUGGCCUCGUCCCUCGGCUCUGGCCCUCUGACCCAGCUGGGCCCCGCCGCUCCAGGUUCCCUGGGCUCCCUGACCCACUACCAGAACAUGGGCCAGUCCAUGAGCCAGCUAGGGUACUCCUCCACCGCGCCCCUGAGCCGCACAGGACCCAAGGAGAUGCCCCCGAAGCCCUACCGGCGCUCCCUGACCCACGCCAAGCCACCGUACUCCUACAUCUCCCUCAUCACCAUGGCGAUCCAGCAGAGCGGCAGCAAGAUGCUCACCCUGAACGAGAUCUACCAGUGGAUCAUGGAGCUGUUCCCCUACUACCGUGAGAACCAGCAGCGCUGGCAGAACUCCAUCCGCCACUCGCUCUCCUUCAACGACUGCUUCGUGAAGGUGGCGCGCUCGCCGGACAAGCCGGGCAAGGGCUCCUACUGGACCCUGCACCCGCAGUCCGGCAACAUGUUCGAGAACGGCUGCUACCUGAGGCGCCAGAAGCGCUUCAAGAUCGAGGAGAAGCUAGCGAAGAAGGCGGGCAAGAACCAGGAGGGGGGCUCGGGGAAAGGGGGCCACGGUGGCGAUCACCUGGUGGAGGACCACAGCCCCGCGGGAGGAUCGGAGGGAGCCGACUCCGCCCACUCGGACAACUCCCACCCAGGCUCCUCGGAUGACCAGCCUCAUCCCCGAAACUCUCUGGUUCCGAUGGACUGCCCUCCGCUGUCCUCCUCACACCUCCACAGCCCACCCGUCUCCCUGCCUCCGUCCUCCGUCUCGUCCUCCCUGUCCCUCUCGGCCGCCACCUCCUCCAGCCCGCUCCUCCACUCCCAGUCUUUAGUGGGCGGCACCCACCUCCUGCCCAGCGCCAUGCAGCAGCACAUGGACCUACAGAGCGACGCCCUCAAGUCCCUGGACCCCCACUACAACUUCAACCACCCCUUCUCCAUCACCAACCUCAUGUCCAACGAGCAGAAGAUGGACCUCAAGUCCUACCAGGACCAGGUGAUGGCCUACAACAGCUACGCCAGCGGCUCUCCCGUGGGGGCAAAGCAGAUCUACGACAGCCAGGGCCCGGCCACCAUGGACUCAGGCGCUUACUACCAAACUCUGUACAGCCGCUCGGUGCUCAACGCUUCCUAAUAUGGACACCCCCCCACGCCCCUAACCCCACACACACACACCUGUCUCUAAAGGCGAGCCAAGAUGGAGACUUCUUUUCUUCUCCUGCCUUUUCUAAAAUGGACACCCCAGCUCUCUUUAUCUUCCUCUUUCUCUCCCUCUCUGGCUCACGUCCAGAGGCCUCGGCAGAGACUCGCAUCUAAAAUGGCUGCCGUGUUUGAGGGACCAAAGGACAGUUUUUUUAGUUUUUGCUUUACCAACUCUGAAGAACCUGCGGACCGGUUGGUUACACGGAGGACUGAAAAAGUUUCAAUGAAGACGUCCGACUGGUGUGUGUGUGUGAGUCAAUACAGGAGUCAGACUCUGUCUUGGUGAAAUUGGCUUUGUACAAAUUGUAAAUAGAGGUAAUGCGGGGAGGGGGAAAAAAAAUAAGAAUAUUUGCAUUUAUUUAUGAAGGGAAUACAUUUUAAUAUAUCUUGUAUAGCGCUCUGUUGACCAGUUACAACCCAAAUGUGAGAGGUUUUCUUUUUCUAAUCGGGAGACGGAGGGAUGCCAGGCGAGUUUCGAGAGGUUACUGCUUCAGGCAGGUGUUACUGCAGUGGGAGACCUUUAUAUUUUGUGCGUUACGACAUUUCACACCACGUCCAUCAUUUCCGUCACAUCAGGCAUUCGUCAAUGUAAAUGUAGCUGAUGAAAUCUGUACUUGUUUUUUUUGGUUGAUAUGAAGAAAGGGGAAAAAAGAAGCCAUUUUGUCCUCGCUGGAGCUCGGAGGAAACUAAAGUCAUCCUCUGCAGCCGGAAGGAACGAGGCAAAGCAACUGUGGUAAAAACUAUUUCAAAAAAAAAAAAACAUGUUGUGUUUAUGUUUUUUGUUACAGGAGCAUUAAAACCAGAUGCUUUCUCGACAGACUGUCACAUUUUGAAUCAGAGAUAGCCGAUGCUACGCGUGGGGGAGCUCAAGUCAGUUACUAAAAGCAGGAG
Molecule: messenger RNA, 4428 nt
Organism: Anarrhichthys ocellatus (wolf-eel)
Lineage: Eukaryota; Metazoa; Chordata; Actinopteri; Perciformes; Anarhichadidae
Gene: foxa3
Product: forkhead box A3
Exons: 3
Coding region: 2087-3469 (460 amino acids)
Biological process (GO): regulation of transcription by RNA polymerase II; cell differentiation; anatomical structure morphogenesis
Molecular function (GO): transcription factor binding; protein domain specific binding; RNA polymerase II cis-regulatory region sequence-specific DNA binding
Source: RefSeq, a predicted model, not a curated record